AUUGCAUAUUUGCGUUUAUCGUACGUCCAUAUUUGAUCGAAUACACCAUUCGAACGGUCUGGCUCCUGUUACGGUUCCUGAAUUAGAGUUGAAAGAGCGCGUCGCCCUGCGUGUGUACAGUUAAAAACUGUUUGUUUUCCGCUGCGGGGUUACAUCAGGACACACACACACAACACCCACCAGCGAAGCUCUUACCUUCAAAACGCGUCCAAAUUUAAGAGAAUCCAUCAAUCCAGUCUCCUGUAAUCCACAGUUAUAUCCUAUCAGCACUUGGAAUAAUCUGAUGCAGAAAAAAACUAAUCUAAAAUUUAUCUCCUUAUUAAAACCGUAUUAUUCGACGCUCCGCGAGCUUCCGCAUAGAGCCAGACAGGGGAGAGCCUACUGUACAUGCAGGUACGCAAAUGAGGUCUGUCAGCCAAUCAGGUGUCCGAGUUCUGCCAGCUGAAAGGGAGAGGGCGGGACCUGGCCGGCUACAGAUUGUGUCUCUCAGAGAAUUCCCACUGUGAGGAAAUACUGCUAUUAAAAACAAAGUGCUAUAGGAGUUUGUACAAGAGUAGACCACACAAAAACCCAGAGUUUAUUUCAAAAUUAGUUAUAAAAGUGGUAGUUUUUAUUAUUAUAAAGUUUAUAUGUCUGAAAAUAAGAAAAUAAAAUAGAAAAUCUGAAAAGCGCCUGAAAAUGUUCCGUUUUUUACUAUAUGUUCAACUGAAUAAUUAAAGUGUCUUAAAUUAAUUGUGUAAAGGCUUUUAAGUAAUAUUAAUUCACAGAAUUGACUCUGAAUUAUUUAAUAUUGGAAUGAAAAGCCUUCAAAUCUAAGUAUGUUAUUUCAGGUGGAAAAUGGUAAAAAUAGGCUUGGAGCUUAAGAGGUUAAUAAAUAGCCAAAAUAAACAGGUGCUCCUUCAAAAAUCAAGCCCUCUUUCUUUAAUUUUAAUCCCAUUAUAAUCCUAGUAAAGUGAUCCAAGUCUGUCUCUUUCUCUCUCCUCUGCCCUCUUGGUGAUGUCACGUGAAUGAUUACCACCCACUGGCUGCAUACCCAGUAGCAGGAAAGUUGAUUGUGUCCCCCAGGACGUGCUUGUUGCAUUGAUGAUAAUGAUUUGUGAAGAGUUCUUUCGUGUCACAACCUAGGAUCUGUUGGGGACCUUUAGAGCAGCCUUGGAUAAGUACUCUCCUCAACUGCUUAAACUGUACCGUGCAAGAAAGGGAUCCUUCUGUCAAGACAUGGACACCCUCUUUGAAAAGCUUGAUGAAGAGGUAACCGAACCAGAGGCUGAGCAGACCAAAGGUGUCAAGAUGGGUGUCCUCACUGUUCUUGAUGAUGAUGAUGAUGAUGAUGAUGAUGAUGCACCUUCCUUGAUGCCCACUGUCACAAGUAUUGCCAUUGUGCUGGAAGUGGCUAUUGUUCUCACAGAUGUACCAGACCUUCCUACUGCCUUUGCCUACCUUUUCGGCCUGCUCUAUUCCUUGAACAUGGAGUUUCCAAAAGAACACAUGUAUACUUUUGAAACUAUUCAGCACAUCUUCAUGGAAUUGACCCCUACUUGCUCUCAGCGUGUCAGGAGCUUACAAACCAAGCUCCUUCUCUAAAUUAGAAACUGAUCUUUUACAUACACUUUGCUGGUUGGCCUAAUCCGUCUGUCUGAAAUGUCAAGACAUUUUUGGCUUUACAGGUUGUAAAGGAAUUUUUUUUUCUGCAUUGGCCCCAAUGUUCAGGGCUUUAUCCAGUGGGUUUUCAACCUUUUUGUUUUAUUCUUUACAUUGCUGAUAUCCAUUUGAAUGGAUUAAAGGAGCUACAAAAAUGUUCUAAAGCCAAAGAGCUGUUUUCUUGCCAAGGGUUGGUUUAGUUGUUUCCUUUAUGCCUUACAUAAAGCAUAGCUCACGGUUCUACAGCAGCAGUCUGCAGAUGUUUUUUGAAUGAUUAGGUGCUGUAUCUCAAAGAGAUUUUUAUAAGAUUAAGGCAGAGUAAUAGAUCCAUUUUUUAUAGAGAAGGAUGUGGCAGAAAGAGCUGGGCAGUGAUGUGCUUAGAGUGUACAGAAAUGGCACCCACUUUUUGCAAACAAGCACAACUUGUGUAGUGAAUCUAAAUCUUGCUAUUGUGUUUGUUUUUUUUUUUAUUUUAUUUUUAUAUAUUUUAUAAAUGCUAUACAGCAGCACUUUGUUCCUUGCAUUGUUAAGUCAGGAGUUUUUAUCAGCCUGCUUGGUGGACAUUCUUGCAACUUGAAAUUACUUGUUGCAGAAAGGGUUAAUAAACAUGUUAACUUAA
Molecule: messenger RNA, 2260 nt
Organism: Astyanax mexicanus (Mexican tetra)
Lineage: Eukaryota; Metazoa; Chordata; Actinopteri; Characiformes; Acestrorhamphidae
Exons: 3
Coding region: 1219-1584 (121 amino acids)
Source: RefSeq, a predicted model, not a curated record